AUGGAUCCCAGAGGAGACAAGCUAUAUGAGUGCUCAGAGUGUGAGCAAAGUUUCAUUUCAACGUCAUUUCUUACAAUUCACCAGAAGAUUCACAAUGAAGAGAAACCAAUUGACAAGACACAUCUCACUCAACACAAGAGAGGGCACACAGGAGAGAAGAUAUUUGAGUGCUCAGAAUGUAACAAGCGCUUCACAACAAAGUGGCAUCUUACUGUUCACCAGAGGACUCACACUGGGGAGAAGCCAUUUAAAUGCUCAGAAUGUAACAAGUGCUUCACAACAAAGUGCUAUCUUACUGAACACCAGAGAACUCACACUGGAGAAAAACCAUAUAGAUGUCCAGAAUGUGGAAUGAGCUUCACACAAAAGGAAAAUCUUACUGAACACCAGAGAAUUCACACUGAAGAGAAGCCAUUCAAAUGCUCAGAAUGUGGCAAGUGUUUCACAACUAAGGGGAAACUUACUAAACACCAGAGGAUUCACACUGGAGAGAAACCAUUUCAAUGCUCAGAAUGUGACAAGAGCUUCACACUAAUGAUAACACUUACUGAACACCAGAGAACUCAUACUGGAGAGAAACCAUAUAGAUGUCCAGAAUGUGACAAGAGCGUCAUACAAAAGAAACAGCUUACUAUUCACCAGAGGAUACACACUGGAGAGAAACCAUUUCAAUGUUCAGAAUGUGACAAGAGCUUCACACAAAAGAUACAUCUUACUAAACACCAGAGGAUACACACUGGAGAGAAACCUUUUCAAUGCUCAGAAUGUGACAAGAGCUUCAGACAAAAGAUGACACUUACUGAUCACCAGAGGAUACACACUGGGGCGAAACCAUAUAGAUGUUCAGAAUGUGGAAUGUGCUUCUUACAAAAGAAACAUCUUACUAUUCACCAGAGGACUCACACUGGA
Nanorana parkeri is the source of this 909-nucleotide messenger RNA. RefSeq names its product zinc finger protein 157-like. Gene Ontology annotation, biological process: regulation of transcription by RNA polymerase II. The annotation marks the transcript as partial. NCBI's taxonomy places the organism in Eukaryota, Metazoa, Chordata, Amphibia, Anura, Dicroglossidae. Gene Ontology annotation, molecular function: RNA polymerase II cis-regulatory region sequence-specific DNA binding; DNA-binding transcription factor activity, RNA polymerase II-specific. The record is from RefSeq and is a predicted model, not a curated record. The transcript has a single exon.